UGUUUGCUGAGGUCACAUGACGGAGGUGGUCUGACCGGAAGUGCCCCUGGUUCGCCAUGUUUGUUGAGGGCAGGAUGUGGCUGCAUGGAAUGGCUAGUUCCGGGUUCUUGGUUCCUCAUUCAGAGGUUUCGGGGAUCCUGAGCCAUGCAGUCACUGCCUCCCGGGGACCUGGAGUGUCUGGAGCUGGUGGGGUGCGGGGGGUUCGGCCUGGUUUACCGGGGAUGGAGCCGCACUCUGGGCACAGAGAUAGCCCUGAAAAUGAUCCAGGGGGAGAGAGGGUGAGACUAAUAAUAAUAAAUAAUUAAUAUAAUAACAAUAAUAUAAUAAUAACAAUAAUAAUAAAUAAAUAAUAAAUAUAAUAUAUAAUAAUAUAUAAUAAUAACAAUAAUAAUAAUAAAUAAUUAAUACAAUAAUAAUAUAUAAUAAUAAUAACAAUUAAUAUAAUAAUAUAAUAAUAACAAUAAUAAUAAUAAAUAAUACAAUAAUAUAUAAUAAUAAUAACAAUUAAUAUAAUAAUAAAUAAUAAUAUUAACAACCUGUGUAUAAUAAUAAUCAUAAUAAUAAUAAUAACCUGUGUAUAAUAAUAUAAUAAUAAUGAUAACCUGUGUAUAAUAUAAUAAUAAUAACCUGUGUAUAAUGUAAUAAUAUUAACCUGUAUAUAAUAAUAUAACCUGUGUAUAAUAAUAAUUAAUAAUAUAAUAAUAAUAUAACCUGUAUAUAAUAAUAAUAAUAUAACCUGUAUAUAAUAAUAAUAAUCUAACCUGUGUAUGAUAAAUAAUAUAAUAUAACCUGCUUAUAAUACUUUAAUAUAACCUGUUUAUAAUAAUAACCUGUAUAUAAUAAUAUAAUAACCUGUAUAUAAUAUAAUAAUAAUAUAACCUGUGUAUAAUAAUACUAUAACCUGUAUAUAAUAUAAUAAUAAUAAUAUAACCUGUGUAUAAUAAUACUAUAACCUGUAUAUAAUAAUAACCUUUAUAUAAUAUAAUUAUAAUAUAACCUGUAUAUAUUAAUAUAAUCUGUAUAUCAUAUUAUAAUAAUAAUAACCUGUUAAUAAUAAUAAUAAUAAUAUAACAUGUAUAUUUAUUUAUAAAAUAUUUUACCAGGAAAGAUACAUUGAGAUUUCUCUCAUUUUCAAGUAUGUCCUGGGUAUAUAAUAAUAAUAUAAUAAUAUAACCUGUACAUAAUAAUAAUAUAUUAAUAAUAUAACCUGCAUAUAAUGUAAUAAUAUAAUAACCUGUAUAUAAUAAUAAUAUAACCUGUAUAUAUAAUAUAGCCUGUAUAUAAUAUAAUAAUAUAUUAACCUGAAUAUAAUAUAAUAAUAAUAUAAGCUAUGUGUGGCAAACCUAGCCACUUGGACAAUAACUAGAGACUGUACCUUUAAGGGUUGCCAAUAGGUCGGGCGAGAUACGCGCUUCACACUUAUGUAAAUGUUCAUGUAUUUUCUGUAUUGCCUGUACUGCUGUUUCAGCCGAAUGCAAAUGGCGGUUGUGUAUGGGGAUUUUCUUUCGUUUCACGAACGGCACUUUAGAAAGCCGUUCGUGAACCAAACGUAAUAUCCCCUGAUAGCCCACACACUUAGAGGCGUGUGGCGCUAGUUAACCGAUUGCAACACUGUUGCAAUCGGUUAUUAGAGGCUCUCCUGGGUGGCCGUCGUUCGACUACCGACCAUGCGGCGGUCGGCCAUCUUGGAUCCCUUGUUCCUCAGCGGGUCCGUGUUGUCGAACGCAUAGUAUUACCAAUAGCUAUUCGACGGCACGAACACCGCUGAGCCUCCAGGACGUUCGGGAGUUUCAGGACCGUGUUCACUAAAAGUAAUCGGUUCUUUUCGUAUGUUUGGAAAGAAAUGUGUUUUCUGUGCGGCGUUCGGUUAUUUUAGCUGGGAUCUGAGCGGCAAUCUCACGAAUGAUGCGCCCAGACCCCAGCUAUCUACCGAACGUCCAUUCGUGUAAAUCUACCGUGUAUUUUAAAAGUUAUAGAUUUUUGUAUGAAUUGCCGGUUCUGCUGCACGAGGGGAUAAUCCCCUUAACGGUGCAUUGUGGGAGGAUGAUCCCUCUCGUGCAGCGGUGUCUGAUGGGAGAAAUAUGUUGGCAUGUAAGUCCCCCAUGUAGUCCCCUCUGGGAGUGCCCCUGGGGAGGGACUCAGGAAACCCCUUGCAUGGGGACUUGUAUAAAUUGUCUUGCCGAUUUAAAAGGAUUUCAGUUGACUCCCAAAACUGUGUCUCGUCCGGUUAUUGGGAGGUUGGGGAUAUUGCCUGGUUGUUUUCAGCGCUUGACUGUGGAUUCGUUUCUGGACCAGCGGAAUUCGUGGAUUUAUUAUUGGCGUUCCGCUACACUAUGUAUAAUAAUAAUAAUAAUAUAACCUGUAUAUAAUAAGAAUAAUAAUAAUAAUAAUAAUAAUAUAAUAACCUGUAUAUAAUAUAAUAAUAUAACCUGUAUAUUAUAAUACUAAUAAUAUAAUAAUAUAACAACCCGUAUAUAAUAAUAUAAUAACCUGUAUAUAAUAAUUUAAUAACCUGUAUAUAAUAAUACAAUAAUAAUACCACAAAAUGAGCCAGGGGAGAAAGGGUCAGACUACAAUAAUAAUAUAAUAACCUGUGUAAUAAUAUCCUGUAUAUAAAAAUAUAAUAACCUGUAUAAUAAUAUAAUAGCAUGUGUAUAUAAUAAUAAUAUCCUGUAUAUAAUAUAAUAACCUGUAUAUAAUAAUAUAAAAAAUAAUAUUCUGUAUAUAAUAAUAAUAACAACCUAAUAUUAUAUAAUACUACCACAAAAUGAUCUGGAGGGGGAGACAAUAUUAUAUUAUAAUAAUACCCUGUAUAUAAUAAUAAUAUAAUAACCUAUGUAUAAUAAUAACUCCAAAUGAUCCAGUGGUAGAGAGGGUGAGACAAUUAUGAUAUUCUAAUAAUAUAAUAACCUUUAUAUGAUAACUCCAAAUGAUCCAGGGGGAGAGAGUGUGAGACAAUAAUAAUAAUAAUAAUAAUAAUAUAAUACCCUUUAUAUGAUAACUCAAAAUGAUCCAGGAGGAGAGAGGGUAAGAUUAUAUUAUAAUAUUAACAACCUAUCUUUAAUAAUAAUAACUCAAAAAGUGUCCAGGGGGAAAGAGGUUGAGACAACUAUGAUAUAAUAAUACCCUGUAUAUAAUAAUAAUAUAAUAACCUAUGUAUAAUAAUAGUAACUCCACAUGAUCCAGUGGUAGAGAGAGUGAGACAAUUAUAUUAUAAUAUAAUAACCUUUAUAUGAUGAUAACUCCAAAUGAUCCAGGGGGAGAGAGUGUGAUACAAUAAUAAUAAUAUUAUAAUAUAAUAACCUUUUUAUAUGAUAACUCUAAAUGACCCAGGGGGAGAGAGGGUAAGACAAUAAUAAUAAUAUAAUAAUAAUAAUAAUAAUAAUAACCUGUAUGUAAGAAUAAUACCACAAAAUGAUCCAGGGGAGAGAUGGAAAGACUAUAAUAAUGAUCACCUGUAUAUAAUAAUACCACCAGAAAAUGAUCCAGGGUGAGAGAAUAAUAAUAAUAAUACUACCAGAAAAUGAUCCAGGGGGAUAGAGGUAGAGACUAUAAUAAUAAUAAUAAUAAUAACCUGAAUAUGAUAAUACCACAAAAUGAUCCAGGGGGAGAGAGGGUAAGGCAAUAAUAAUACCACAAAAUGAACCGGGGGAGAGAGGGUGAGACAAUAAUAAUACCCCAAAAUGAUCCAGGGGAGAGGGCUUAAGAGAAUAAUAAUAAUAUAAUAACCUGUAUAUAAUAAUACUACCACAAAAUGAUCCAGGGAGGGGGGGAGGGGAGGGGAGAGACAAUAUUAUAUUUUAAUAAUACCCUGUAUAUAAUAAUAGUAUAAUAACCUAUGUAUAAUAAUAAUAAUAACUCCAAAUGAUCCAGUGGUAGAGAAGGUGAGACAAUUAUGAUAUUGUAAUAAUAUAAUAACCUUUAUAUGAUGAUGAUAAUAACUCCAUAUGAUCCAGGGGGAGAGAGUAUGAGAUAAUAUUAUAAUCUUUAUAUGAUAACUCAAAAUGAUCCAGGGGGGGAGAGGAUGAGAUAUUAUAACCUCACAGAGGGAGAGAUAAUAACAUGUAUAUAAUAAUAGCCUUUAUAGAAUAAUAACUCAAAAUGACCUAGGGGUGAGAGAGAGCCUGUUUAUAAUAACCUUUAUACUGUGUGACCUCUGACCUUUAUAUUAAUCUGACACUGCACAUUGAACAGCACUUCUCAUCCAACUCAUUAUUCCAUUGUAUGAAUAUCUUUAUACAACUUCAAAAGUCUCUUAUUGAUGUCAUGUCGGAAGGAAAUAUAGAGGGCAGAGCUGAAUGUGGUUCUGGAUGAAAUGCCUUCGGUGGUUUAAAGGGCACUGUAGCUCCGUAUAUUGGUUAUGUUUGUUUUCUGUAUUUCUAGGGAUGAUCCAAGAGAUUUCAACAAGGAGAGAGACAUGAUGCAUAAAGCAAACUACACGUAUGUCCUCCGCCUUCUUGGCGUGUAUGAGAAGCGAGAUGGAGAGCAGAUAGAGUAUGGCCUAGUGAUGGAAUACAUGCACAAUGGCUCUCUUCGGACCCUGUUUGAUAAGGUCCCAGAUGUCCCAUGGGCUCUAAGGUUUCAGAUACUUCAUCAGGUAGUCCUUGGUAUGAAUUAUCUCCAUCAUGUUCUCAAUCCAUCUAUAAUUCACCGAGAUCUCAAGCCCCGUAAUGUCCUUCUUAACAAGUACUUGGAUGUACAGGUAAGUAGCACUGACUCCGGUUUACAUUUCAUAUGGAGAUUUUUUUUAAAUGGAAAAACGUCUAAACAAUGAUGGCGAUUUCUGAUCACCCUAUGCCUGGUACAUAGCAGUCCUGGUACACAGCAGUUUUCUUUCCCUGCUGUGCACAAGUUAUGUAUGCAGUCAUGGGAAACAGAAAGUACACUAUCUUUGAAUUUCAUGGUUUUACAUAUCAGGACAUAACAAUCAUCUGUCCCUUAGCAGGUCUUAAAGGGACACUAUUGGAACCCAGACUACCUCAUUUCAUUGACUCGUUCCGGGUACAGUGUCCCUGACCCCCUUAGUCCUGCAAUGUAAAUCAGUGCAGUUUUACACUGCGUCAUAAUUUAUUUAAAGGGACACUAUAGGCACCCAGACCGCUUCAACGAGGGGGGAGCGACAGUUCCAGAAAUACAGUUUUGUUUUCCUGGCACUUAUAGUAUCCCUUUUACAAAAAUAAAUCCAAAAUGGAGAAGCCAUGUGUGAAAAACUAAGUACAACUUUACGUCUUUAUAGGAAUUUAGAUGCCAAGUGGCCAACUUGUGCUGCUAAUCAAAUGCCCUUGAUUGAUUAUCAGUAAGUGUGACAACCUCUGUAAAAGCUAAAGUUUUAGUAGUUUGCUGGUCUGGAGAAUUCAGGUGUGUGUUAACACAAUGCCAAGGAGGAAAAGCAUAAGCAAUGGUCUUAGAGAAGCACUUGUUGUUUCCCAUUAAACUGGGAAAAGUUAUAAGGCCAUUUCCAAACAAUUUAAAGUCCAUUGUUCUACAAUGGAAAAAUUAUUCAAAAGUGGAAAACAUUCAAGACGGUUGCCUAUUUUCCCAUAAGUGGACGUCCCAGCAAAUUCACCCCAAGCUCAGACCGUGCAAUCCUCAGAAAAAUUGCAAAAAACCCAGGAGUUACAUCUCAGACUACAGAUAUCAGCAUGUUAAAUUAUAAAGUUCAUUAACAGUAGAACUAUAAAAAGACUGAACAAGUAUGGUUUGCUUGGAAGAGUUGCCAGGAGAAAACCUCUUCUCUAUAAAAAGAAAAUGGCAGCACGGCUUACGUUUGCAAAGUUGCAUCUGAACUAAUCACAAGAUUUCUUGAGCAAUGUUCUCUGGGCAGACCAGACCAAAAUGGAGAUGUUUGGCAGAAACCAAACCCAACAUGUCAGCACAAACACCUCAUACAAACUGUCAAGUACCUUGGUGGAGGGGUGGUGAUUUGGGCUUGUUUUGCAUCCACAGGACCUGGGAACUUUGCAGUCAUUGAGUUGACCAUGAACCUCUCUAUAUACCAAAGUUUACUACAGUCAAGUGUGAGGUCUGUCUGACAGCUAAAACUUGACCGAAAUUGCUUCAUGCAACCGGACAAUGAUCACAAGCAUUCCAGUAAAUCUACAACAGAAUGGCUGAAAAGAAUCAAGUUGUUGCGAUGGCUCAGUCAAAGUCCAGACCUCAACCUGAUCGAAAUCCUGUGGUGGGAUCUUAAGAGAGCUGUGCGUAAACAAAUGUCGGCAAAGCUCAAUGAACUUGAGCAACGUUGAGCAAGCCAAACAUUUUCGACAAUGUGAGAGACCAAUGAAGUCAUACAGAAAACAAUUACCGUAUAUACUCGUGUAUAAGUCGAUCUCAUGUAUAAGUCGACUGCAGUUUUGUGACCAACAAUUGUGAAAUAUGAUAUGCCUCGUGGAUAAGUCGAAGGUAAAACUUGGGGCUAUGAAAUUCUGUGAUUUUUAUAAUUAUAUACACACACACUCAUACAAACACACACUCUGCAUUAUAUACACACACACACUCAUACAAACACACACUCUGCAUUAUAUACAAACACACACUCAUACAAACACACACUCUGCAUUAUAUACACACACACACUCAUACAAACACACACUCUGCAUUAUAUAUACACACACACUCAUACAAACACACACUCUGCAUUAUAUACACACACACUUAUACAAAAACACACUCUGCAUUAUAUACACACACUCUGCAUUAUACACACACACACUCAUACAAACACACACUCUGCAUUAUAUACACACACACAUUCAUACAAACACACACUCUGCAUUAUAUACACACACUCUGUGUAUAUAAUGCAGAGUGUGUGUUUGUGUAGUGUGUGUGAACUGGGUGGGGGGAGGGCAUUUUUAUUAUUUUAAUUUUUUUUUCAUUUUAAUAUUUUUUUAAUUUUUUUUUUUUUGUCCCCCCCUCCCUGCUUGUUAACUGGUCAGGGAGGGGGUUAUCUUAAUCCCUGGUGGUCCAGUGGCAUGGGCUGUGAAGUGGGGGGGGCCGGCAGGAAGCAUUUACUUACCUUUCCUGCAGCUCCUGUCAGCUCCCUUCUCCUCCGUUCCGGUCAGCUCCACUGUAAGUCUCGCGGUCUGGUUGCCGCGCGGAUCGUUGCCAUGGCUCUGACGGCCGCGGCUCUCUAAGUUGCUAUAAUACAGACAGUGACUCGAGUAUAAGUCGAGUGGGGGUUUUUAAGCACAAAAAAUGUGCUGAAAAACUAGACUUAUACUCGAGUAUAUACUGUACUUCACAUUAUUUCUGCUAAACGUGUGUCUACAAGCUAUUGAAUAAUAAGGUGUAAUUCGUUUUUCAUACAUGGCGUCUCCGUUUUAGCUUUAUUUUUGUUAAAUAAAUCAUGACACUGCGUUACAUGUCCUGUUGAUGUUCAUCUGAGGUUGUAUUUACCUAAUGUUAAGACCUGCUAAGGAACAUGUGAUUAUCUUUUGAUUUGUAAAACCAUGGAAUUCAAAGAAGGCCGUACUUUCUAUUUCUCAUGACUGUAUGUGCAGAAUCGCGAUAUGUAGCAGAGAUUUUUUUUGGUCUCCUGUUUUCUUACCCGUAUUGGUGAAUGUUACACAGAAGCUUUUUGUUUUGUAUUUUGCACACUAUGUAACAUGCUGAAAAAGGAAAUCACAACACAUUAUUUUUUUUCCUUUUCCUCCCAGAUUACGGAUUUUGGACUGGCUAAAAAUGCAGGCUCCACUACCACCUCAUUAAAUCAGUCAGGGCCGGGAACGAUAUCGUACAUGCCACCUGAGUCUUUCAGAGUUUUAAACUACAAGCCAACAAAAAAGUUUGAUGUUUACAGGUGAGACUGGAUCGGGAAUGAGUGUGGGCAUUGCAAAUGGAAGCUGCUGUUUCUUAGAAUGUGACUAUUCUUUGGUUUUCUUGACCAACUGGGCUCUGUCACUUUUAGGUACUGGUUAAAGAAACAUGCACAAUCCUUAAGCUGCAUUAAGGGAAAAGUUGUUUUCCUGGCACUAUAGAUUUCUAUAGUGCCCCCCCUCUCCAGUAGGGCAGAAGGGGUUAAGAGCCCCUUCUGUCACUUACCUGAGUCCAGCACUGAUGUCCCUCAGUGCUGGUUCAGGCUCCGUCAACCCGCGAACUACAGCCGGAGGCAAUGUCCGUGCUUGCAUUAGUAUUCCCACAUAGGAAAACCUUGGGAACCUGGCAACCCGGAAGCAAUCUAGUGGCUGUCUGGUAGAGGUGGAGCUAAGCCUCAAAGGUAAUUAUUGCAGUUUAUCAAAAACUGCAAUAAUUACUUUCCAGCGUUAAAGGACCUGGGACUAUGCACCCAGACCAUUUCAAUGAGCUGAAGUAGUCUGGGUGCCUAUAAUGUCCAUUAAACUUGCUGAAGAGAUUUAGUGGUUAACAGAGUGUCCUGUCACAAAACUGUCAGACAGGCGGGAGGGUGCUUUUUCAGAUUAUGUUGGGGCACGAAGCAUAAAGUGAUGCUUCUCGUGGUGGCACACUGGAUUGGUGCUUCUCGUGGUGGCACACUGGAUUGGUGCUUCUCGUGGUGGGACACUGGAUUGGCAGCUGUGCCGGGGUCUCGCCGUCUCUCACCCACCCUGGAUCCACCUCCCAGUGGGUGAACCUUUCCUAAAUCCAGAGAGCGUAGCAGAAACAAAUCAAGCUCUUACAAGAGCUUACUCUGGGGAGUAAGUGAUUACAGCAAUCCCCAGAGUGUAGGUAUCCCUUCCCCCGAGCAUGAGCCAAGGCUUCAAGAAAGUUGCAAGUAGGUCUGGUUUAUUGAGGGCUACCUGCCCGGUAUUCUUGCAAGUGUCCACCAGAUGGACACUCCCCUAGGGGACCUGAUGGAACAAUGGGACACAUAUUGGAUAUCAGCCAAUCACAGACAAUACAAACAAAACACUCCCACAGUGACAUCACAAUCCCUCCUCUCUAUCCUGGAGAUAAUUGGGAAGUAAUCAAAUUAUCUCCCAGGACAGAGGCAAGACUCCAUUAACCACAUGGUUACAAAAAGACAUAAAAUUACACAAUGUUACAAUUACUACAUAAAACAUAUACCUGCAACAUAUCCCCAGAUAUCUUAGAUCUGAGAGCACAUUCUUACCGAAUGACACUCAGAUCACAUACAGUUCAAUCGCCAUGGAGCCAAAGUCUUUUCCAUAGUCUUUCAUUACACAAAUAGGCUCCAUGGCAUAGCUAUCUGGGGUAGCACUACUCACAUACUGAAAGUCCCGAACGCCCCGGCAGAAAUACACAAACCUUUCUGCAGGGGAAAAUACCGCUAUCAGCACAGGGGCCAUAGUGGGAAGGCAGGAGGCGAAGGGCACUUUGUCACAGUAAGUAACCCUUUAUUUAGGGGAACAGCAAGGGAGCUGUACCUAAAUAGGCUUCAAAACACUCCAACAUUAAAUACAUUUUUAUUUGUAAUGUGAGAAAUUUCCUUGAGAGGGUUAUGCCAGGUUGGCGUUGGCCAUUCUAAUUUAUUAUACAGAUAAUACGUAAAAAUGUAUAUAAAAAAAAAAAAAGUACAUAUAUUUAAAAAAAUAUUAAUUAAUUAGUAUUACAUUUUAAAGGGACACUAUAGUCACCUGAACAACUUUAGCUUAAUGAAGCUGUUUUGGUGUAUAGAACAUGGCCCUGCAGCCUCACUGCUCAAUCCUCUGCCAUUUAGGAGUUAAAUCCCUUUGUUUAUGAACCCUAGUCACACCUCCCUGCAUGUGACUUGCACAGCCUUCCAUAAACACUUCCUGUAAAGAGAGCCCUAUUUAGGCUUUCUUUAUUGCAAGUUCUGUUUAAUUAAGAUUUUCUUAUCCCCUGCUAUGUUAAUAGCUUGCUAGACCCUGCAAGAGCCUCCUGUAUGUGAUUAAAGUUCAAUUUAGAGAUUGAGAUACAAUUAUUUAAGGUAAAUUACAUCUGUUUGAAAGGGAAACCAGUUUUUUUUUUUUCAUGCAGGCUCUGUCAAUCAUAGCCAGGGGAGGUGUGGCUAGGGCUGCAAAAACAGAAACAAAGUGAUUUAACUCCUAAAUGACAGUGAAUUGAGCAGUGAAAUUGCAGGGGAAUGAUCUAUACACUAAAACUGCUUUAUUUAGCUAAAGUCAUUUAGGUGACUAUAGUGUUCCUUUAAGGUCUUGCAAAUACCACAUUUAAAAAAUGUAAAAUAAAACACACACAUCAUAGGAUAGUACUGUUUUAAAAUGAUAUUAAGGCAAAGUACAGAUGUUCACUUGCUGUGUUUGCUCUAUUACAAAAGUGUGGUUUAUGGACCCCUGGUAAAUACUUUGAAGGAGGUUUUUGUAGCUACCUGUAACGGAACCGCUGGCACCCCGACCGGGUACCUUCUGCCGACGGAUGCUCCUAGUGCUUUCCGAGGACUCCAAGCACUCUAGCCGACACCAUAACCACUGCAGUCCCCACGAACCGCCGCAGCUUGGUUGGGGUCUCGCCGUCUCCACCCACUCUGGACCCAGGACCAGGGUCCAGCUUCCAGCAGGUCCACCUCUCUCCGAAUUCCAGAGAGCAGGAACAGGAACAAGCUCUUAGCAGAGCUUAGUGAUUAUACCCUGGGGAGUAUAGUGAUUAUAGCAAUCCCCAGAGUGUAGUUUCUCCAAUCCCCAAACAUGAGCCGAAACUUCAUGAAGGUACAAGAUGAUCUGUUUAUUGGCACACAAAGAACCUUCUUUUAUGCAGGUUUCCCUGAGAUAGGACCACCCACAGGGUUUUACACAACAACCAAUCAUAAACGUACAUUACAGAAACACUCCCAGCAAUUACACACAAAGAUCCUCCCCUCUGCCUGUGAUAUAAUUAUGUUGCACAAUAGUUUAACAUAAUUAACACAGGCAGUAAAAAUACAGUUUUAUACAUGUACUAUAACUUUAAAACUACACAUCCCAUCUUCAUAAUUACAUAUUUGGAAUCAGCACACUUUAAACAUAAACAUAACCAAAAAUCAGACAAAUCCAUCCGGGGGUUAAAAAGUUAGCUGGAGGUCCCUUUAUGACCGACCGCAAGCACAUUUUCCUGCCCAAAACAGUUCCAUAGAUUUGGGCUGUGCGGUCGGUCUAUUUCAGGCUGAAAAAAACGACUAAGUCCCAUCGCCGAAUGGGACUUAGUCUCUGCAGCUGUAAAACCAGUAGGGGAGAAGGUAGGGCUCAGCGGUGUUCGCGGAAAUGUGUAGCCGAUUUUAGUUCCAUGAAUUUGGCUACACGUACCGCUGACCUCGUUCGCAUUAACAAAGAUGGCCGCCGCCACGUGUUCGGCAAUCGAACAAAGGCCACCCAGCAUUGUCAAUUAAGCUGCGGUUAACCGCAGCUUCUGGGAGGUAAAUUGCCGACACACUCCCAAUACAGUUGGUCCGUCUGUGUGGUACUUGGUUCAGUAAGCCCCAUUUACUGAACCAAGUGGGAAAUAGCUAGGAACAAAGGGUUUUAACCAGGUCUGGGGACACAGGGGACACCGUCUUAAAGGGGCAGUGUCCCAAACAAGUCUGGGGACACCGUCUUAAAGGGUCAGUGUUCCAAUCUUCCUGAUGUCCCAAAAAGGUGUUUAAAGGGCCAGCACCAGUCCCAUAACCCACAAGGCAGGUCUUAAAGGGCCAGCAGCAGCACAAUAUAAAUCCAUUAGCACAAAUAAGGUUUGUAAAGUGCCAUACAACCCAGGGCCGUAGUCAUGAGGCAGGAGGCUGGCACUCAGGCUCCUCCAACCGCCAGGGGCAAAUGGCAACUUGUCACCUAAAAAUCUAGUGACGAAAGGCAUUUCGUCACACUACCUAAUCCUCCCUCUAUUUCCCAAACACAGAGAAGCAUUGUGAACCCUGAGCAUUAUAAGCAAGUGAAUAUGCCCCAAAAAAUCAAAUAUGGGAACUCUAACACUAUUACAUAACUGAAUACAAAUUAGGUGGGUGAAAAAUAUUCACACUAAUGUGCUACAAAGAAUUAUAUUCAUCAGUCACGCAAGAGGUUACUGAAAAACUAUAUGCUGGGGGCUGUGGGGGUUGAGAGGGACAUCUUCCACCUCUAGUCCUAAAGUAAACACUGUGAUUGACAGCCUGGGGAGGUGUGGCUAGGGAUGUAGAAAUAGUGAUUUAAAGCUUAAACGAGAGUUGAUCUUUAGGACAGCAGGGACAUAGUCUACAUACCAAACUAUUUUAUUAAGCUGAAGUGUUUUUGGUACGUAGAAAGACCCUUCGAGAUAAAUAUCCCUUGAAUUUUCUUUAAUAUGCAUGACAUUGAGAUAUAGAUUUGUAGACCCCAGAUAAUAUUUUCAAUGUUUUUUAGUUUUUUCCCCUUCCUAUUAAAAUGACUUUUGAACAUGCUUAUUAUUCUAGCAGCCAAUGAGGCAUACAUGUAUGAAUAUCUCCUCUCACUCACACCCUGACUUCACCUCCCCGACCUACUGAUUGUACCUUUCAUUGUAUUACAGCUUCGCCAUCUUAACGUGGUCGGUUCUGUCAGGUCAGGAGCCGUAUGAGGGUACGUUCCAUCACAUAAUCUCCUCUGUCCUUGUACGUCUGCUGUUUUUUUGUUGUAUACAGCCCUAAUAAAACUACCUUAAGGGAACACGUCAGACACAUAAAGCACGUCAGGCUACUGAUUCAUAAACCAGCUGAUAUCAGUAGAAAUCAACACAGUUAUAAUUGGGGCGGGUUGUCCGUCAGAAAGCCAGGAAGGUGUUUUUUCUGCUUCUGCUGCAUCCAUUCAGCUAAUGCAAGCGGCAGGGGCACUUGGUUAACAUGCUCACCUGUCAUUCGCCAAUAGGAAAGCCACGCUCGCUAUAUAAGAAAUCUGAUUGUGAUAUUCAGACUGAAAGUUUGUAUUGCGGAGGGGAUGCAGAGCAGGUCUGCAGCUAUUUCAAGCUGUUUUUCUUUAUAUACCACCAAAUGCUGUAAAAAAUGCAUACAUAUUUAUAUGGAGGUAUGUCUACUAAAUUGUAAAAAAAUACAAAAUAUUGGUGUGUUCCUUUAUAAUGAUACGACACCUGAAAAUGUAUUUUUGUGGCGGUAUCUCUAGCACACCAUUUAUGCUUCGCUUAAACGUUUGUAUGGGAGAACUAUGAUUGUGCUGAUACUGUGUCUGUAGCGUUGCAGGAUUCUUCUUCACUGGCACCACCUACUGUAUCUGUCAGGAAAGUCAAGCUAUGAUAGUUAACGUUAAAACAUACUAUAUGUGUAACAGCUCUACCCAAGUUUAUAAGCCUGUCUGUUUCCCCAUGGUGCAGAGACCUCUAAUGGUGAAACUCAGAACUCCAAUAAUGCUGAAGUGCCGUGACCUUUGGUAGUAGAAUUGCCAGUGGUGUACUUGUUAGUUCACCCAAGGUGUCUGUAAAUCUAGAAUAUUGUGCCCUAGGAGGGGACAAUGUCUGGCCGGGAGUAGGAGUAAGCGCAGAUGUUGAUACCUGGCUGGAAAUAGGAGUGGACACAGGGAUUGACCUGUGUUCCUUCCUGGCUGGGAGUAGGAAUGGGUGCCGAGGUCGAGUUGGGAGUAGAAGAGUGUGAAGGGGUCAAUGCCAGGCCAGGAGUAGGAGCGGGCGCAGGGUGGAUGUCUGGCCAGGAGUAGUUUUGAUCCAAGUAGAAGCAUGUAUAGUGUUUUAUUGUGCUUUAAUAAAUACUUAUAAAUAGCUGCACAAAACAAAUUCAUAAAAAGUGACACUCCCCUUUCCAAGUGAGUUUGCCACAAGCUCCUGGGGGAGCCUGCUUGCCAGUCUCAUGCCCACAGACUAUAGACCCUGUAAAAUGUAAUGUAAAAGUCUACGUUUGUGUAUUUGAAGCUUGUUAAGCCUAAUUGCUACUUUGUAGCAAUUUCCACCGCAGUGUUCUAAGUGUUCGUGGUGGUGUAUGAGGUGGCGGCCAUCUUGUUAGCAUGAACACAGGCAGCUGUGUUUGGUCGUCAAGUUCAUGAAACAAUUUUCGGACCCUGAAACUCCCGAACACCGCUGGACUUCCAUGAUCGCCUAUGUACGGUUCUACAACACGUAGAAAGACACUGUUCGGUGGAAACAUUCCCACGAACAAGGGAAGCAAGCUCCAGGGUAAGAAUAUUGAUUAUGUUCAGUAGUUUGUUUGGUUUUAAACUACCGACCUAGACUGAACGCAAGCCCCGAUUCUCUGUUUUGGGUAUGGGACCAUGCGUGCGGUUGGUCAAAUUAUGACUUCCCUGAAAUUCUUGAACCGAUCUGGUGAUUAUUGGAUAUGUAGGUCACCCAGAUCGGAGCUCUCAGGAGAUUUGUGAGAUUUUGAGGUAUUUUUAAGGUACUAUUGGGGUGUUUGUGAAAUGUAUUUUUUGCGCAUGGAGAUCAGACACCCGACGUCGUGAACACCGUUGAGACUUCCAUCUCUACAUAUGUUUGGCUAGAUUCGUAUGGGAAGAGCGGCGUUCGGUGGGAGCAAGCUCCCGAGCGAGGGACAUAGACUGAACCUACCCACGAACCGCUACGUUUGGUAUUUUGACUCUAUUAAGUAUUCUCAAAAGAGACCGACCGCACAGCCUGAAUUCAUGGAACUCUUUAGGGCAGGAGCCUCGUGUGCGGUCAGUCCAUGGAAAUCCUGAACCAAUCUGGGUGAUAUUUGGAUAUGUUGGUCACCCAGAUCGGGGCUAUCAGGCGAUGUGACUUUUGUGGGGUUUCCAUGGGUUUUAAGGGUACUUUCGGGGUACUGCUGAAAUGUGUGUUUUUGUGACUGGAGAUGAUUACAUUAGUACAAUACCUGAUCCAAUUAUCUCCCAGGCACAGAGGAGAGAUUAUCUGAUUUUGUAUGGGAGUGUCCUGGAUCUGAGAGCCAAUGUAAUUGUGUAUUUGUUUCUACUGUGAGCGAAAGAAAUAUAUACUGGUGCUAAAUACAAAUAGAUAAUUACAGUGUUAUACACAAAUACUAUUCACAAUAGCUGCUGUAACACCAAGUGUAGUCUUUACACAUACACCAACCACAUAAACCAAAAUACAAAAAAAGGUGUAGCGCUACAUACAAAUCAGAGUCCGUCCAAAAUCAGAAUGCGUAUUUCUCCAAUGUUCUCACAGUAGUGUUGGUAUUCUGGCAGAAAUUGCCUUAAAACAGAAUUUAACUCCAAUAGUGUGAAACUGUUAUAUAUAUAGAAUUAUACAUAUAUUAAAGAAAAUCACUCACAUUCUCCUGAGCUAUUUACCUAGCUCAGGGAUAAAACGCUCACAGAUCCGUAAAGGCGACCUUCCCCUUCUUUAAGUAAGGUAAUCUUGCACGAUGUCAGCUAGGGCUUAAACAGUGUAUGGUGCAAUAUUGUCUGAAGCCAGCAGUCCAAUAUAAAAUAGGUAUAUAUUAUACUCACAAGGAUAGAGCCAUAAAUAGGCUCGGUCACAGCACGUUGUGUAGUUCAGGACUACACACCUAUUAGCAGGAACCAGUAGCCCCAAGUGUAUAUGUAAAAUACUUUUAUUAGAUGAUCUCAAAUUAAAAUUCUAAUGGCCAAUUAGAAAAUCAAUAAAAAAACAUCAUAAUCAAAAAUCAAUAUAAAAUGUGCAAAAUAUAAAAUACUUUGAAUAAAGGUGAUAUGGAUGCGUUUCGCCGAGCACCUUUCGGCUUCCUCAGCUGGGUAUAUUUCUUCAGUGCAAUCCCCCGUCUAUCCAGAGUCCUGCUUAAGUACCUUAUCCAUACAUCUCGGCAUGCUGUGCAGCUGUUUAUUCUCGUGCCAAUUUUCUAAAGUUUUUGGCGGGCGAUGUGUGUGUUCCAAGCCUCCCUCUCGCUGCUCAUUACUUCCGCAUAUAACCUCAUAAUCUUCUUUGCUGAUCGUAUUCCUCAUGCUGUAUAACUGUCCACAAAAAAAAAAUCUACAAUCUCUCAUAUUGUGUGAUCGUAUAUUAGUUCCAAUUAUAGUUAGAGAGACCAGGGAAAAAAGAGGGAAAAUGCAACUAAUAUGUAUGAAAUAAAACAGGUAUACGCUUUCGCAUCACAUCGAUUUUCACAAAUACAUCAUUGCAUAAAGAUAUAUGUCAGUGUCAGUGUUACAAGUUGUAUUUGGCAAAUGUAGCAAAAAAAGAGUUCAAACCUUCGCAUCACGUUAAUCUUCAUAAAUAAAUCAUCACGUGAAGAUACAGAUCUAUGAUGCAAGUUGUAUCUGAACACAAUGAAUCAACACACCUCUUAAUCCGUAAAUAGCUUUUACAAAUAUCUAAUGUGUUUCAAAUAGUUGAUAAAGAAUCUUAAAGCUGUAUCUGCUCUUAUACAUCCUAUAUGUUCCAAAGAUGCCAUAUCGUAAAAAAAUUGGUACAUUCUGUGUAGUUGUAUAUAUUUAUACGAUAUGAUUCUUUAUCACUAUGCCUGUUUCUUCUAAGUAGGGAUAUAUAUAUUAAAAUAUGUGUCAACUAACACCUACCUAGGGAAUGGUUCUUCUAAAAAUAGGUGGAACUAUAAAAAAACAAUAAAAUUAUAUCCAGAUAAUCUUUAAAAAAAAUAUAUAUAUAUAUAUAUGUGUGUGUGUGUGUGUAUGGAAUGCAUUGGGUAGAAUAAUCUAGCCCUGGAGAGUGGAGAAAAUGGAAAUAAUUGGGAUAGGAAUAAGUAAGUGAAAGGUCUCUACUAGUAAAGACAAGCCCCCAUAAAAGCUCUUGAAAGUAAAUACAUAAAAUUAGGUAUAAAAACCUACACGUACCAGGCGAUCCCUAAACCAAUAAAAGGUGAAGUCUAAUAUACAAAUAAAUAAAUAGCUAUAAGAAGUGGAGUGCGAAGUAAAACCAGUACAGAUAGAGGAAUUGGCAAUAGCAAACUUAUAGACAGAUAAAAUGCAAUCUGAAAAACGAACACUAGAUGGCAGCCAAGUACUGAGCGAUCUCACAUAGGAGGGGAAUGUUCACGAAACAAUCAAUAAUCAGCAGACAUAAAGUAUAUAAAUAAUAAUAAUAAUAAUAAUAAAGUCCAAAUAUGACCUAAAAUGUUCUGUGACUCCAAAGAAUCUGUACAGUCUUAUCUGUUGUGUAAUGUACCAUUCAGUAGUCCAAUCCUUAGAAAGAGGAGUCCAAAUUGAUGGUAUAACGAUAAAAGUUGGUAACUGAUGUUCUGGAUACCAAAUGUUUGAUGUGGAGAUAGGACCUGCUAAGAAAUAAUUCUACUGUCACAGUCAACACACUUUGUAACUAUCCAUUGAAAAGAUAGUUACACUCACGUGUCAGACUAUAAACAUACUAUAACCCAUAAUGGUAAAAUGAAAGCAAAAAUUUAUCAAAAUGUUGCAUGAAAGAUACUAUUACUCACAUACCACUAUAGCAGGUAGAUGGUAAUAUUACUUGCCCAUAUGUAUAAGCUAAAAAUAAGAGGAAGCAGUGCUUUUCAAUUAAAUACUUCAAAUUUAUUAGUCAAAAUUAGAGUUAAAAUCCACUCACGAACAUGAAGUGUAAUAAAGCAGCAAAUAAGUCCUGGGAGUCUGCAAGAACGGGUAAUGUUGAAAAAAUACUGUGGAAGAUCCUGCCCCCGGCCGGUGAGGUGAUCUUGCUGUGCUAGGAGAGAUGGAGCCCUCUUCGCGUGCGUUACACUUAUUAUCCGCUCUGCGUUCCACGGUACUCGGUAGCUGCAGUGAUGUCAGUAUAUAUAUAUAUAUAUAUAUAUAUAUAUAUGUGUGUGUGUGUGUGUAUAUAUAUAUAUAUAUAUAUAUAUAUAUAUAUAUAUAUAUAUAUAUAUAUAUAUAUAUAUAUAAAAAUUUAAAAUAUCAACAUCCCCUGCACUCACGCUUGAAGUAUUCCAAAUGCCGGGCGCACCACCAAAGCUCCAAUAGGUAUAACUUCCACAAGAAAAGGCUGCUCUCCGGACUUAAAAUCAAAGGUUUUAUUGAAAAUAUUUAAAAAUGAUGACCAACGUUUCGGUCCCCGAUCGGGACCUUCCUCAGGGUCAGAGACAACAGAACAACAGUAAACAGUGUACAAAAUGACAAUAUAUACCAUUACAUUAAGUGAAAUAACUCACCCAGGUGUUCUAUUCUCGUUUCCCGCCGGCACCCAGUGAAUUUCCGGGUAUGCGCGCGCACGUCAAUGCGUGCUCCGCCCCCUCAUCAUUGUAUACACGGUUGCUAAGGAGACCGGUCUAUGUGGCACGUAACGUAACAUGAUGAGGGGGCGGAGCACGCAUUGACGUGCGCGCGCAUACCCGGAAAUUCACUGGGUGCCGGCGGGAAACGAGAAUAGAACACCUGGGUGAGUUAUUUCACUUAAUGUAAUGGUAUAUAUUGUCACUUUGUAUACUGUUUAUUGUUGUCCUGUUGUCUCUGACCCUGAGGAAGGUCCCGAUCGGGGACCGAAACGUUGGUCAUCAUUUUUAAACAUUUUCAAUAAAAUCUUUGAUUUUAAGUCCGGAGAGCAGCCUUUUCUUGUGGAAGUUAUAUAUAUAUAUAUAUAUAUAUAUAUAUAUAUAUAUAUAUAUAUAUAUAUAUAUAUAUAUAUAUAUAUAUAUAUAUAUAUAUAUAUAUAUAAAUAAACUUAAAGGGGUAUCUACCUAUUUAAAAAAAUAUGAAAUAAUUAUUCUAAAAAAUGACACAUCUCAAAUCUGAGUUAAGGCAAUAGGGAAUAAGGGUAUUCAAUUCAAAGAUCCACUUCAUUUCUUCUUUACUUAAUUUCACAUCAAAAGUGCCUCCUCUCCAGUCCUUCUCUACUCUUUUUAACCCUAAAAAUACGGUGCUUAUCGGUGAUUGAUUAUGAAAUUGUUCAUAAGGGAGGGGUACACUCCUUUUUAUCUGCUCCUUUUAGGAUAUUCCUACUGUGUUCCUCGAUCCUACUGUGGAGUGCUCUAGUGGUUUUCCCUACGUAGUUUAAACCGCAAGGGCUUUGUAUCACAUUAUCCGUAUGGCAUGUAAUAGCUUUUCUUAUUUUAUGUUCUUUCCCUUCCUUACUCUUAAAGUGCAUUAUUCUUCUUUUUUUAUUUCCCCAUUUUUCUACAUGCCAAGCAUUUGCCACAUCCGAAGAAGCCUUUUUCCUUGUUAAAAAACAUAUCGGUCUUAUUUUUAUCUCUAAUGAAGCUGGAAGUUAAAAUACUUCAUAGAUUUGUAACGCCUCUAUGUAUAAAUCGAGGUUGUUCCGGUAGGAAGAUUGGAUCUUGGCAGAUAAUAGGCCUAAUACUGUAAUUUUCCGUACUAUAAUUACAGAUAAAGCGCACCCCUUCCAUAUUUUGUUUCACUCUAUCCUUAUAUACUAGGAGAUUUUUACGUUCUGUUUCCUUUACCUUUAUCCUUGCUUCCUCUAAUCUGGUUUCCUCGUAUCCCUUCUCUAAAAAGUCUCUUUUUAUUUUUAUCGAUUGAUUGUCAUAACUCUCUAUAUCUGUACAGUUACGCCUAAUCCGUAAAAACUGGACUCUAGGGGAAUUCUCCAACCAAGGGGUAAAGUGACAGCUUUCUCUUUCAAUGAAGCUGUUGGCAUCCACGGUUUUAAAAAAGUUCUUAGUCUUAAUUUCCCCUUCUUCUAUAAAAAUAAUUAAAUCUAAAAAUGAUACUUCCUGGUCACUCCAGGUACUAGUAAGGCUGAUUCCCCAUGUAUUAGAAUUUAAAAAAUCUAAAAAUUCUUCCAGAAGUUUAACUCCUCCCUUCCAGACAAAAAAGUCAUCAAUGUAAUGGCCAUAGGUAACCAAGCUCUCCCCCCAGCCAUGUCCAUCAUAUAUAAAAUGUUGUUCCCAAUAUGACAUAAAUAAAUUGGCGUAGCUGGGGGCGAACUUGGUACCCAUGGCCGUCCCAUUAACUUGCAAAAACAAUUCCUCUUUAAACCAAAAAAAGUUAUUCUCCAGGAUUAACUUGAUCCCUUCCAAAAUAUAUUUGAUCUGGAUAUCAACAAUAUUCAAGCUAUUUCUUAAAUUAUCUACAGCUUUAUAUCCAUAUUCAUGGGGUAUGCUGCUAUACAAGGCUGCAACAUCGCACGUAACUAGUAAAAGACCUUCUUCCCACACACAGUGAUUUAGUAAGUUGGGUACCGCUAUAGUGUCUUUUAUAUAGGAUCUUGUAUUCUGAACUAUAGGUUGAAGUUGCAGGUCAAUAAAGUGGGAUAGUCUACUUGAGAUGGCGUCCAUCCCUGCAACUAUAGGUCUACCCGGGGGAUUGGUAACACUCUUGUGGACUGAAGGUAAAAAAUAAAAGACCGGAAUUUUUGAAUGUAAAAUAUUAAUGAAAUCAAAUUAUUUUUUUAUUCAAAAUCUCUAAAUCUAGACCCUUUUAAAAAAAAAAAAAUCUCUAAAUUUUUCUUGAAUCCUCAAGCUGGGCUUUUGCCACCAAUUUUUUAUAGGUGUUUUUAUCUGUCAAAAUCCUUUUCGCCUCUUUAUUAUAAAAUUCUUUGGACAUAAUAACAAUACCCCCUCCCUUGUCUGCUGACUUUAUAAUUAGGUUCUCAUUAUAACCUCAUUAUAAGACCAGCUGUGGCUACCAAUAAACCAGUUCCUCUUCACCUUCAACAUAGAGCCUCGUCUCAUGUAUGGAGGGGACAGCUAUAUUCACUCUGGGGAUAUCUUUAUACUCCCCUGGAAUUGUAAUCACUUGCUCUUUUAAGAGCCUAUUGCUACACUCUCUUGGAGGAGAGGUCUACCCACUGGAAGCUGGAUCCUGGUCUUGGGUCCACUGUGGGUGGAGGACAGCGAAACCCCAACCAAGCUGUAACACUGGAAGUGGGGACUACAGUGCUGAUAGUGUCUGGUGAAGUGCUUGGAGUACUCGUGAGCACUAGGAGCAUUGAUUGGCGGAGGCACCUGGUCCUGGUGACAGGCAGUCCAUCACAAGGGAUUAUCCUGUUUUCUGUGGUAGUGUCAUGGACGUGUUUACUGUUACUCCAAAUUGUAUAAAAGCAGGCCAUAUGGCCAGAUUAAAGACAUUCCAGCUUGUACUCCCAGAACUAUGUGUUGUCUGGUUACUGGGAGGGGAAAGGGCUGUUCUUUAAUCACUGUGCCAGUGUGGAGGAAUCAAUGGAGAAAGUCCUUGUAAGGACUAGAGCUCCCAGGACUGAAUGUCGUCCACUGCCUUGGGGUGUCUAGAGCGAAUUCCCCAUUCGGCUCCAGUAGGAAGCAGUUCCAGGAUCCCUGUCAAGCCACGGCGACUGUGGGCAGAAGUGCUGUGGUCCUUGGCAGAGGUACCCAGCAAGGGGCACAGGAAGCUUCGUUACAGUGACAAUCCAUAAAAAGUGCAUCAAAGUGUCUUGAACAUGUUCUCAUGCAAAAUAAAUAUUCAAGUGACAGCAGCAAUUCACAAUACCAAUGUAAAUACACUAGUAAAUCACAAACGCCAAACUUCAAGUACUGUGUUAUAAUCACCACACUUGAGUAGAAAUGAUUUGUGGCAAUAAAAGACCAAAAACAGGUAUACUUGCAUCAAAUCCUAAUGUGCGAUCAAAGAUUGUAUUCCUAGUGUAAUACUGUGAUAAAAUGUAAAAAGACUGGAUAUCUAAAUAGUUGAAUUAACAAGUGCAGAAUGGCUGGAUUCCUACUCUAGACUAUAGUGCCCAGGGAGGAACAACCCCUUGAGUACGUGGGAUCCACUAGUGCCAGAUGCGUAGACUCGCCACCAGCCGAAAAUCCUUAGCUUGAAACUUUAUUCCAUUCCACAAGUGAUAAAUACAAAGUACUACCGACUGUAGGAUCCUACACUCAAAAUACCUCCUUAUCUCUAAUGAUUCUCCCCUGUCAGCCCCGGCGUACUGCGCCGUCCAGGUUCGAACGUGCACUUACGGCUCACAACGAGUUUUGCACUGACUCCUGGGGCUCUCUUAAGCAUGAUAAGUCCUCCCACAUUCCUCUGGUUGCUGGAACUUCCUAUGCUGUAUGGGUUGAUGCCCGACUGGGAUUAGAAGCGGGCGCAGAGGUCUGCUCGGAGAAUAAAACCUAUUUUUAAUUCUAUAAUAAUUAUUGAUUAGAUGUAAGACUGAACUUUACAAAUUAUUUGCAUGUUCGAGACCCUUUCAUGCACUUUUUGUGAAUUGUCACUUUUUAUGAAUUUUUUUGUGCAAGAAUUUUAAAUCUCCAAAUCGGUUUUACCAGAACUGCAUAUGGUUUCUUCAUACAUUGGUCAGUAGAACGCAAACACCAAGUAUAACUUGUUAUAUUCCUUUUAUAUAAUUUGUGCCACCUUUUUCAUCGGAUUCAGUUUUAUUGUGCUUUAGUUGCAGACAACAUGAUGAUUAAACUACUUAUACCGAAUGGCAGCAGGCCAGACAUGGACCUGGUUAAAAAGUGGACUUCUGAGAAGAUGGUUCCAGAAGCUAUUGAUCUGAUGAUGGAAUGUUGGAGUGAAGAUCCAGAAACGAGACCCAGUUUCUCUGGUAAGAUUGUGUUGGUUUAAAAUGCUAAUCAGAAACUGUCCUCAUUAACGGGCCGUGACAAUGUCUUCCACCCAUGGUGUCCGUUUAAUAAAAAGAUAUAUCGAAUACUAAUAAGUUUUAAUAUCUCGUGGUAGAGCAUUGAAACGGGAUCUGUCACAGCUCUGCAAUCUACACCAUUCAAUACAACUGUCUUGUUUAAACAUUUUUAUUCAUGAGAAGCUCAGUUUUCUUUUAAUUUUCUUUAUUAACCCCUUAAGGACACAUGACGUGUGACAUGUCAUGAUUCCCUUUUAUUCCAGAAGUUUGGUCCUUAAGGGGUUAAAGGUUCAGCAAAUGUCAACCAAGGCACAGCCAGGGCACACAUUGCAAAUGAGGAGAAAUAGCAAAGAUGGCAGCACCCAGUUACUGGAUAAAGAUCUGUGAAUUUCUUCUUUUCUUUUUUUUUUCUCCCCUCACAAAUUCACAUUUAUUAAGGAAACACUAUAGUGUUAGCAAAACAAACCUGUAUACUUAAGAUUGCAGUGUUCUCCCCUGUCUUUAGGUUAAGGGCCCUCCCAAAAAAUGUAAAUAAAAAAAACAGGAGGAAUAAAGGUUUUAGUCACCCUUUAUCUAGCUCCAAGCUACAGUUCCUGCAACCGCUCCAACUGCUGCCCGCAACAGCACACUGACUUUUUUCUUUUUCAUCCAAUCCAAUGGUCGUCAGAGGAGAAUUGUAGAUGAAAAGCGCACCCAGGUUUGCUGUAAGAGCGGAGUGUGACAGAAAAACAGCCACUAGAUGUGUUGCUCUAUCUGCUAAAUAGCAAUGGUUUACAUUCAUGGAGGUACAUGAUGGACAUAUAUCAUGGAGAGGUGACAGAUAUCCUUUAACAUACUGCUACUGCGGUAAUUGGUGGAGCUCCCCCUCAUGCCUGUCUCUGGUACUGCAUCCUUGGGUGCCAUGUUUAAAGGGGAAUUCUAACACUCCCACCAGCAGUUGAAUGGCUGUAAUACUCUGCUGGGAUAUGUAACCAUGAGGUCUUUGUGUGUGCCCUAUUCAGAGGAUCUUCCACACUGCUGUCUAGGUAAAUGGUCUUUAAACCUAACCUCCCUGAAUGUGAUGCUGUCACUGCUUCAGCACAGGUGAGUUAGUUAAUGGCUCAUUUCUUUUUAUUGGCACAGCUGUAUGUUUAGAAGGAGAUCCUCUGAUUAUGGACAUGUCUAUUGGUGUUGUGUGUAAUGCACUCACUAGGUUUAGAAACUGCAAAUAUGUUCAGAUUUCCCUUUUUUUGCCAGUAUUUGUACUCCAUUAUUACCCGAGUAUGAUUGAUUUCUUUCUGAUUUUAUUUCUUUGUCAUGUCACAUCAUUGCAGUGUGCUUUCCAUCUGACAUGGUUUUUACCUCCAUUACAGAUUGUAAACCAAAAACUUUGUCCAUGAGUCGGGCUUAUGCUAAAGACAUAUACCAAGCUAUCCAACAGGUUCUGGAUUUUUUCAGAAGUAUGUCCACAUCACGCAGGGUAAGUCACAAUCUGUCCACACCCCAAGCGCCUUCACCUUUCUAAAACAGAGGGAUCGUGUCGGCUCGUGGGAAUAAGCAGCAUCGCAAAAACUUGAUUUAUCCUGAUUUUCUUGUUGUCCUGCAGACUUCCAAGGUAGACGAUGUCCCUGAUGGCGUUAAUUUGUCGUCUAUGACCGAUUUAUCAGGUUAGUGAAUGGGAUCCCACAAUGUGAAUCAAUCUAUCCUUUUGUCUAAUUAUAUUUUAUAAUAUGUUUUAAUAUACUUUUUAUUUUAUUUUUUUAUAUAUAUAGACAUCACCGGUUCCUUCGCCAUUCAGGUAUACCAGGAGAUUCUUAAUGGAGUAGAAUCAAAACCACAGGUAAGAUUUGAAAAUCAUGAACAUUAAAACUAUCUCAGAGAGUUAAUUAAAUUGGGGAUGGAGGCAUUUUACCUGUUAUAACAUCUGCUAUAUUGACUAUCUCUUACGUAUAUAUUAACAUGGUAAAUGAUAGCAGAACACUCCAACCAUCAUAACCACUGUAGCAAGCUGUAGUGGUUAUGGUGCAAGGAGUGCCCUUAUGCUCCCCAUUAUAAGUAGUCAACCUGUACACCACUCCUUGCAUCCACUACCUCGAAGAACCAGAAGCUUUCUGUAUGAGAUGAGCCAGAGGAAUGCACGGCUUAGCUUAUUAACUAUAGGUGAUCAGGUGACCUGAGGAGGGCUAACAAUAGUUCCCAGCUCUGCAGUAGUAUGGCAGGCAGGGAGCAGCGUCCGGCAGGUUCCAGCAGUAUGGCAGGCAAGGAGCAGCGUCAGUCAGACCCUAGCUCUCCAGUAUUAUGGAGGCAGGGAGGAGCGUCCGGCAGGUUCCAGCUUUCCAGUAGUAUGGAGGAAGGGAGCAGCGUCCGGCAGACCCCAGCUCUCCAGUAGUAUGGCAGGCAGGGAGCAGUGUCCACUCCAGCUCUCCAAGAGUAUGGCAGUCAGGGAGCAGCGUCAGUCAGACCCCAGCUCUCCAGUAGUAUGGAGGCAGGGAGCAGUGUCCGGCAGGUUCCAGCUCUCUAGUAGUAUGGAGGCAGGGAGCAGUGUCCGGUAGACCCCAGCUCUCCAGUAGUAUGGAGGCAGGGAGCAGCGACCGGCAGACCCCAGCUCUCCAGUAGUAUGGAGGCAGGGAGCAGCGUACGGCAGACCCCAGCUCUCCAGUAGUAUGGAGGCAGGGAGCAGCGUCCAGCAGACCCCAGCUCUCCAGUAGUAUGGCAAGCAGGGAGCAGUUUCCGGCAGACCUCAGCUCUCUAGUAGUAUGACAGGCAGAAAGCAGCGUCCGGCAAGUUCCAGCUCUCCAGUAGUAUGGCAGGCAGGAAGCAGCGUCAGGCAGACCCCAGCUCUCCUGUAGUAUGACAGGCAGGGUGCAGCAUCCGGCAGGUUCCAGCUCUCCUGUAGUAUGACAGGCAGGGAGCAGCGUCUGGCAGACCCCAGCUCUCCAGUAGUAUGGAGGCAGGGAGAAGCGUCUGGCAGGUUCCAGCUCUCCAGAUAUAUGGCAGGCAGGGAGCAGCAUCCGGCAGACCCCAGCUCUCCAGUAGUAUGAGAGGCAGGGAGCAGCGUCCGGAAGACCCAAGCUCUCUAGUAGUAUGAGAGGCAGGGAGCAGCUUCCGGCAGACCUCAGCUCUCUAGUAGUAUGACAGGCAGAAAGGAGCGUCUGGCAGGUUCCAGCUCUCCUGUAGUAUGGCAGGCAGGGAGCAACGUCAGGCAGACCCCAGCUCUCCUGUAGUAUGACAGGCAGGGAGCAGCGUCCGGCAGACCCCAGCUCUCCAGUAGUAUGGAGACAGGGAGAAGCGUCUGGCAGGUUCCAGCUCUCCAGAUAUAUGGCAGGCAGGGAGCAGCAUCCGGCAGACCCAAGCUCUCCAGUAAUAUGACAGGCAGGGAGCAGCGUCCGGAAGACCCCCAGCUCUCCAGUAGUAUGACAGGCAGGGAGCAGCGUCUGGCAGGUUCCAGCUCUCUAGUAGUAUGGAGGCAGGGAGCAGCGUCCGGCAGACCCCAGCUCUCCAGUAGUAUGGAGGCAGGGAGCAGCGUCCGGCAGGUUCCAGCUCUCUAGUAGUAUGGAGGCAGGGAGCAGCGUCCACUCCAGCUUUCCAGUAGUAUGGCAGGCAGUGAGCAGUGUCCGGCAGAUUCCAGCUCUCCAGUAGUAUGACAGGCAGGGAGCAGCACCUGGCAGACCCCAGCUCUCCAGUAGUAUGAAAGGCAGGGAGCAGCGUCCGGCAGACCCCAGCUCUCCAGUAGUAUGGCAGGCAGGGAGCAGCGUACGGCAGACCCCAGCUCUCCAGUAGUAUGGCAGGCAGGGAGCAGCGUCCGGCAGACCCCAGCUCUCCAGUAGUAUGACAGGCAGGUUUCAGCUCUCCAGUAGUAUGGCAGGCAGGGAGUAACAUCUGGCAGUCCUCAGCUCAACAGUAGUAGGGCAGGCAGGGAGCAGCUCUCCAGUAGUAUUGAGGCAGGGAGCAGCGUCCGGCAGGUUCCAGCUCUCCAGUAGUAUGGCAGGCAGGGAGCAGCGUCCAGCAGGUUCCAGCUCUCCAGUAGUAUGGCAGGCAGGGAGCAGCGUCCGGCAGAGCCCAGCUCUCCAGUUGUAUGGAGGCAGGGAGCAGCGUCCGGCAGACCCCAGCUCUCCCAACAGUAUGGAGGCAGGGAGCAGCGUCCAGCAGACCCCAGCCCUCCAGUAGUAUGACAGGCAGGGAGCAGCGUCCGGCAGACCCCAGCUCUCCAGUAGUAUGAUAUCCAGGAAGCAGCAUCAGGCAGACCCCAGCUCUCCAGUAGUAUGACAGGCAGGUUUCAGCUCUCCAGUAGUAUGGCAGGCAGGGAGUAACAUCUGGCAGUCCUCAGCUCAACAGUAGUAGGGCAGGCAGGGAGCAGCUCUCCAGUAGUAUUGAGGCAGGGAGCACGUCCGGCAGGUUCCAGCUCUCCAGUAGUAUGGCAGGCAGGGAGCAGCGUCCAGCAGGUUCCAGCUCUCCAGUAGUAUGGCAGGCAGGGAGCAGCGUCCGGCAGAGCCCAGCUCUCCAGUUGUAUGGAGGCAGGGAGCAGCGUCCGGCAGACCCCAGCUCUCCCAACAGUAUGGAGGCAGGGAGCAGCGUCCGGCAGACCCCAGCCCUCCAGUAGUAUGACAGGCAGGGAGCAGCAUCCGGCAGACCCCAGCUCUCCAGUAGUAUGAUAUCCAGGAAGCAGCAUCAGGCAGACCCCAGCUCUCCAGGAGUAUGGCAGGCAGGGAGAAGCGUCCGGCAGACCCCAGCUCUCCAGUAGUAUGGCAGGCAGGGAGCAGCAUCCGGCAAGUUCCAGCUCUCCAGAUAUAUGGCAGGCAGAGAGCAGUGUCUGGCAGAUUCUAGCUCUCCAGGAGUAUGGCAGGCAGGGAGCAGCGUCCGGCAGGUUCCAGUUCUCCAGAAAUAUGGCGGGCACGGAGCGGCAUCCGGCAGACCCCAGCUCUCCAGUAGUAUGGCAAGCAGGGAGCAGCGUCCAGCAGGUUUCAGCUCUCCAUUAGUAUGGCAAGCAGGGAGCAGCGUCCAGCAGGUUCCAGCUCUCCAGUUGUAUGACAGGCAGGAAGCAGCGUCCGGCAGGUUCCAGCCCUCGCAGGGAGCAGCGUCAGGCAGAUUCAAGCUCUCCAGGUAUAUGGCAGGCAGGGAGCAGUGUCCCUUUAAUGAGAAUUCUGUAGUUUGAUUGUGAGCUUAUUUUUCACAUGGUCAUCUAGAGCAGUGAUUUCACUAGAGUAUGUGGAAGAUGUCUGGUUGGUUUUGGUUCUGAGAUUGAAAUGCGCUCUCUCUCUCUCUCGCACUUAGGUUGAACCUUUUGAAGAACCCAUUGAUUCCGGAGGUAAGUCAUUGCAUAUUGUGUGGUGUGUGCGUGUUUUUAUAUAAACAAAGUUUGCAGUGAUAAGGUGCAUAAUCGAACCUAAGAAAAACAGAUGGUUUACUAUUAUUUAACCACAGUGGUCAGAACUACUCAUUGGUUUAAGAUUCACAAUCUGGCUCUAUGUGGAAAUGAAGAUGGAUUAUCGCUGAAUUAUUAGUUUGACUGCUGUAGCCUAAACUCUGAGUUUGUUUGGAAUUAUUAACAGUUCAUGUUUUAGUGAAUAACAGUGAUAAAAGCAACAUACUUUAUUUUAAUUUAUUUUCAUUUCACCUUAUUUAAUUUAAACAUAUUCCUGGAACUACAAUUAUUUUAUUUUUGGUGAGAUGCCGUCUAACCUCACCCUUUAUAUGGUAUCUUUGCAGAAUUGCUCAGAAAAAACUUUGCUACGAUUGUUCAUGCCAACCCUGAUAUCACCUCUAUACUCGAUGACUUAUUCUCUCAGAAGAUCAUAAGCCAGGAGGAGUUGAGCACGAUCGAAGCCAGUGGAACUAGUCAAAACCUAGUGAGGGCAACGCUGCUGAAAGUAAUGAACAAAGGCAGGAGAAGUUCAGAUGUUUUCUUACAACUGUUGAAAUUAUACAGUUCUUCAGUAAUGGAUUCCCUGACGUCGUAGAGCGGAAACCACAUUUCCUCUACGUCUGACGGUAUCAGUGCCGAUCUGAAGUCUUCUUCAACCCGUCCUGCAGUUGUAAUUAUCUGCCAGGGAAUAGGUUGUAUUGCUUAGAGUGCCGUUUACCUGUGUCAGCCAUUACUGCCUUCAACUCCGAUAGGUGAAUAUAUUUGUUUUAAAAAAUAAAUUUGGUGACAGAUGCAAACAUUUUUUCAAAUUGCACCAGAAUGAAGGAUUCAUGUUUGUCUUUUCUUUAAUGAGCUUUCACCGUUACGAUGUAAAUAGCUUUCAUAUUUUAACACGUCUUUUGAGAAAUAUAUUGGCAUAAAAUGUAAACUUUUAUAUCAAACUGUUAAACGACCAUUUCCUUGUAUUUGUUACGUCUUGUAAAUGAUAUGUGAUACAGCAACUUGAAAUGUGUGGAAUUGUUUAGGGUCAAAUUAGGUCUUUUAGUUAAUUGGCCCCAAAAGCCAUUUUCAUUGAAUGUGUCAAUAUUUCUUAUGAAAGAAUAACAUUUCACCUACACUUUGAGAUUUUCUAUGAGCGCACACAAAGACACGACAGCAAGUUGGAUAAAGUUGGACGACACGCACAGUGUCCGUAAAGUGCACCACAUACACCUUGUACGUUUGUUGUUAAUCCUGCUCUGGUUGUUACAAUGAAAAGGCGGCCACACUUGGAGCCAUACUUACCAGGGGAAGCUGAGGGAGGUACUUCACAGGGUUAGUCAUUAAGUGGGAAUCGUUGGGCAUUAAUAGUGCAUUUCACUUUUUCGACCACAAUAGCGGACUCAGACUCAGGAAUCCGAAUUCCUCCUGCUAGCUGUAUUUUCUGUUUUUAGCGUUUUACACUGAAACUUGAAUUUCACUUUGAAUCAGUAUUAAGUUCCUCACAAAUCACCAAGUUGUUAAUAAGCCUAUGGGUUAGAAAUGUGGGAUUGUGACAAGGCAGUUGGAAAUUUUAGGUUGAAAUAUCUUAAAUGUCUAUAUGUAACUUGGCUAUUUUCCAGCUUUUCUGAUGUUAUGUAUAAUGUGCAAUUCUGUGUAGUAGAUAAAGCUAAUUGUAAAUACCUCAAACGUAUCUCUAACCCAAAACUGGUACAGCAUCAAAAUGAAGGAAAGGUCACUGGACGUUCUGUCAAAGAAAGAGGGAUUAAUAGUGCAAUAUGCAGACAUUGUAAAUCUGAAAUAAAAUAAAGCUUUGGUUUAACAACAUCAUGUAUAGUAUAGUCUCCCUUUAAUGUUAGAGGCUCUAACUCUCAAAUUUCUGCACAGAUACUUUCCUUGAGCUGCUGUGUGAAUGUUUGUAUUUUUAUUUUAUUUUUUUCACGUACACCUAUCCUUCACAUAUUACCCACAGGAAGUAAUUGAGAGCCGAACGAUCCUAAUUAAUCUGUGAAUUUCCUGAUAUUUUCCUCUUGCAAGCAGUUGUCUCUGAUUUGAAAAUACAAUUUUAUUUUUACUUGUUAUUCCUUCAUGAAAUUACCCGUGAUGAAUGUCCCUAGACUCCAUUAUUGUGUGUACCUGCAAGACAUUAAUUGCACUACUAACAAAUAUGUUAUUUACCUGUGAAAUCCUACUGUGAAUCUUUGCCCACCCUGUAACCCUGGUUGGAUUAGGCAAAACAGGCACUUUAAUGAGAUCCCUAUAUAGAGCAGCUGAGUCCACAAUAUUAAAGAGACACUCCAGACCCCUAGAUUCCUAUAGCUUGCUGAAUGCUUUAUAUGUGAUGAGUGUGUCUUCUUUUUUAAUUUAACAAUGUGCAGAUUUCAAUAGAAAUGGUUACUUUUCUAAAUUAAAAUGAUUACACCCUCUAACUGGCAAUCAGAUAUCUGGUUCUGUUACUUCCUGGCUGUUUAGCUCAGUGGAGAUAAAAUCAAGAGGCAGCAAUUGCCCAUUUUUUUUAGAACUUUUUUUGCAUAAAGCACUUGCCUUGCAAAUACUUCUCAUUGAGCUGCAUUGGGGAGUCUGUGAUUGGACAGCCACAGAAAGUCUGGGCGGAGUUAGAAGGGGAGGGCUUGCAAAGGCUGCAGACAAGAGAUCUGUAACUUUUACAAGCUGCUUUUAGUUAUAACAACAAUCAAAAAAACUUAUAAUUAAAUGCCAGCAUGUUUUUUACUGGAGUAUAUCUAUUAAACAGCGAUUUUUAAAAUGUAUUUAUUUUUGUAUUUAGACAGGGGAGUGUCCCUUUAACUAAUAAAAGACUGAACUAAGCAGAGAUGUUCAUGAUUGGGAGAUCUAUCACAAAGCAUAGAUGCCUUAGAGGAUUUCUCCAGUUGGGCUAAAUUGAUCUUUACUUUGAAAUCUCACCUUUCUGAAUAACACAGUGAGAGUUAAUGCAAAGCUUUCUCAGGAACAGACAGCGGUGCUCAGCCCCACACUUUUCAUAUAAUGCUGGCUGCUGGUUUAGACAAACACAGGUACAUCUUAAAAAUAACGCGAGCACAUGCAGUAAAACCUACACUGUGAGUGUCCCGCCAGCAUCAACACAAUCUCUUGGAAUAUUGACUGAGCAACAGCAGAUAUUUUGGUACAUGAAAAGAAACACACACGUGUGUUCAGUAAACCGCUAAUUGUGAUGAAAUGAAAAUUGAAUUGCAAACUUUAAGUAAAUAUAGUUAAUUUUACAAAAAUCUCCAAUUCUGUUAUUUUGACAUUAUCUAUGACUGAGAUGGUAAUGCUGUUGUGCAUUGCAUUUUACUGUUGUAAUAAUAAAAAACAGCCACAUGAUGGCAGCAAAGCCUUAUUUUGUUUCACUCAUUGAAUUUAUUUAUUUUUCUCGUAUAUAUGAUUUUAUUCCACAGAAUUUCGCAAAAGAUUUUAAUACACACUAGAAAUGUUAUUGUAAUAAAUCUGAACUGACACUUUUGGAUCUGAUCCAUGAGAACGAAUUAUUGUGUUUAAAUGUAUUUUAUGUCUAUUCUUAAAUGUUUGCAACAAAAAUAUGUUUAUUAUAUCAAACAACGAUUACUUUCAUUUAGUACUUAACUGAGGCAUAUCAAAUAGUAUUUAAAACAGUUUAACCCCUUAAGGACCGUUUUUGCGAUGUUGUACAUUUGCGACCAGGCAUAAUUUUACACUUUUGUGAUGUUUGUGUUUAGCUGUAAUUUUCCGCUCUCUCAUUUACUGUUCCCAUACAAAUUAUAUAUUGCUUUUUUCAGGACAAAAAAGGCUUUCUUUAC
Pelobates cultripes (western spadefoot toad) is the source of this 31344-nucleotide messenger RNA. The record is from the annotation of a GenBank genome assembly. NCBI's taxonomy places the organism in Eukaryota, Metazoa, Chordata, Amphibia, Anura, Pelobatidae.